CUAUCUCUCUUUCUCCCCCUCCCCCUCAAAACCCUUUGAUCAAACACCAAAUCUGAAGAAAAAGAAAACCCCAGAAUUUUUCACCUGCAAAAACUGUGUCUAACCCUUUUUUUACCUCUUCUUCUUCAUAUAUACACAUAAAACCUGAUCCUUUAUCUGAUAUAUAGACUUACUGCGAAGAGUAGGAGGAGGGAGGGGAGUAAAUAUGGAGCUAUUCCCAGAUUUAUCCUUGCAAAUCAGCUCACCGAACAGCAAACCGACAUCGACAUGUCGGACGACAACGGAGGAAGAUUUGGAUUUGGGUUUUUGGAAGAGAUCCCUCGACUCGAGGAACUCCAUAGCUUCAAUGGCGAAACCUGAUAACUUUUUCGACCUAUCUUUGUCCAAUACGAGAAUUUCAGAGUCCAACUCCAACCACCUUCAGCUUCUCCAAAACUGUAGCGCCAGUUGCAAUGGUAAUCUUUUCCAUGCUUAUCAUCAAAACCAAUUCCAAACUUAUCCUCACAAGCAUCUGCAACAUCCGCUACUGUAUCAGCAGCAGCAGCAGCAGCAGCAAGGGCUGGAACAAGAGCUUGGUUUCUUGAGACCCAUAAGAGGAAUUCCCGUCUACCAAAACCCUCCUUCUCAUUUUCCAUUUGCUCAACAACCUUUGGAAUCAUGUUUGGUUAGUAAUAACAUUAACACUAGUAGCACCAGCUUCACCCCCUUCCAGUCUCAAGGGUUGAUGAGAUCGAGAUUCAUGUCGAGGUUUCCGGCCAAACGAAGCAUAAGAGCUCCUAGGAUGCGGUGGACUAGUACACUCCACGCUCGCUUUGUUCAUGCUGUCGAGUUAUUAGGUGGUCACGAAAGAGCUACACCCAAGUCAGUUCUUGAGCUAAUGGAUGUCAAAGAUCUUACCUUAGCACAUGUUAAAUCCCAUCUUCAGAUGUAUCGAACUGUGAAGACCACAGACAGAGCAGCUGCAACUUCUGGACAAUCAGAUGCAUUUGAGAAUGGAUCGUCUGGGGAUACUUCCGAAGAUUUGAUGAUUGACAUUCAAAACCCAAGGAGAACGGAUAUAUCAGUUCAGCAAGGAAGAUCAUCAUCAUCAUCGAGUGCUCAUCAAGAGAAGGAAUACCAUGGUCUGUGGAGCAAUUCAUCAAGGGAAGCUUGGUUGCAUGGGAAACAUAAGGAUUCUGCUGGAAACGUACCAUCUCUCCAGUUGCAGAAGGAUAUGGAUCCAAAGUGCUUAAGCCAUGAGAGACUAUCAGAUGGAAGCUCAUCAAGCCUAUCAGGGACAAGCCCCAAGAAGCCUAAUUUGGAAUUCACCUUGGGGGUACUGCCACAUUGAUAUAAAAAAAA
Hibiscus syriacus is the source of this 1341-nucleotide messenger RNA. Its product is annotated as probable transcription factor KAN2. Lineage: Eukaryota; Viridiplantae; Streptophyta; Magnoliopsida; Malvales; Malvaceae. The transcript has 6 exons. Bases 206 to 1330 code for a protein of 374 amino acids. The record is from RefSeq and is a predicted model, not a curated record. Gene Ontology annotation, molecular function: transcription cis-regulatory region binding. Gene Ontology annotation, cellular component: nucleus. Gene Ontology annotation, biological process: abaxial cell fate specification; regulation of DNA-templated transcription.